Messenger RNA from Arachis stenosperma, 2212 nucleotides. RefSeq names its product protein IWS1 homolog 1. NCBI's taxonomy places the organism in Eukaryota, Viridiplantae, Streptophyta, Magnoliopsida, Fabales, Fabaceae. The coding region runs from base 239 to 1789 and encodes 516 amino acids. The record is from RefSeq and is a predicted model, not a curated record. The transcript has 11 exons. Gene Ontology annotation, biological process: regulation of DNA-templated transcription elongation; brassinosteroid mediated signaling pathway.
CUGCAUUCUGUUCCAGUGUUCCCACAGGCCACAGCCUGACCUCACCGACCUCGAACCCGAACCCUCUCUUCGUCUCACCGCCCCAAACAAAACCCAACCCAUUCUAUUCAUUCUUGCCUAUCGCACCCUUCUCUAUUCUCUUCUUAUUCUGUUAUUCAUCAACUCAACACCAACACCACACAAAUCUCUCAUAUUUCUCAGCUAUUUUUCACUGCACAAUCACCACAACAACAUCAAUAUGGGUUACGAAGACGAUCCGUAUCGCGAUGAGGACGGAGAACCCUUGAUGGAUUAUGAUGACAUGCAAUCCGAUCCCGAGCCGGAGCCCCACCACGACGAUGCUCUCCUCGAUGAUUACGAGGACGAAGGGGACGGUGGCGAUUGGCGACGCCGCGAGCGCUCGCAGACUCCGGUCUACGAUCACGAUUCGUCCAAGUCGAAGCCCAGGAAGAGGCUCGUUAAGAAGGGCGACACCGGGAGGCAGUCGGUGGCGCCGGAGCUCGAAGACGAGGUGGCGGAGGAGGAGUAUGACGUCGGGGCGAGGUUCGCGAGGGAGGGAUCGGAGGAAGGGAGGAAGAGGAAGAAGGGGAAGGAGGGUGGAAGUGGGAAGAAGGAGAAGAGGCUUAAGGGGGAGAAGAGGUUUGCGAGUGGCGGAAGUGGGAAGAGCGGGUCCAAAUUUGGGGGAUCUAAGAAAGCGUUUGGUGGAAAAGGAGGCAAAGAUCAUGACGGUGAAGUUAAGGAGAUGUGGGAUACCAUUGCUGGCGGCGAUUCUGAGGAUGAUCAUGAUGGUGUUAGGAACGUGGAUGAUGACAACUUUAUAGAUGACACUGGGGUGGAAGCUGGUGGUUACUAUGGCAGUGAUGAACCUCGUUCUCCUGGUGAUGCUCCCCAGGCAGAGGAAGGUGAAGAGGAUGAUGAAAUUAAGGAUCUUUUCAAGGUAGGUAAGAAAAAGAAGAAGAAUGAGAGAAGUCCUGCAGAAAUAGCUUUAUUAGUUGAGAACGUCAUGGCUGAGCUUGAGGUCACAGCUGAAGAGGAUGCUGAACUUAAUAGACAGGGGAAGCCUGCCAUUAAUAAACUAAAGAAGUUGGAUCUUCUAACAGAAGUCCUCUCGAAGAAACAGCUCCAAUUAGAGUUUUUGGACCAUGGAGUACUAACUUUGUUGAAGAAUUGGCUUGAGCCACUUCCUGAUGGAAGCUUGCCAAAUAUUAACAUACGCACAGCAAUUUUGACUAUUUUAAAUGAUUUUCCUAUUGACCUAGAGCAGUAUGAUAGAAGAGAACAGCUGAAGAAGAGUGGUCUUGGGAAGGUGAUCAUGUUCUUAUCGAAGUCCGACGAAGAAAUCAAUGUAAAUAGAAAACUAGCUAAGGAACUGGUUGACAAAUGGAGUCGACCCAUAUUUAAUAAGAGUACACGGUUUGAGGACAUGAGAAAUGCUGAGGAGGACAGGAUUCCUUUCAGGAGGCCAACCGUUAAAAAGCCGGCAAAUAAAGCAGCAGGGAUGGAAUCUAGAGAUGGUGAUCUUGAUUUGGAAUUUUCACAGCCUAGGUCUGGACAGUCUUCUUCAAGGCAACAUGCAUCAAGGCCAGAAGCAACACCUCUGGAUUUUGUGAUCCGUCCCCAGUCUAAAAUUGAUCCAGAAGAAGUUAGAGCGCGAGCAAAAGCUGCUGCACAAGAUCAGCAGAGAAUGAAGAUGAAUAAGAAGUUGCAGCAGUUGAGGGCACCAAAGAAAAAGCAGCUUCAAGCUACAAAACUAAGUGUGGAAGGUCGUGGCAUGGUCAAAUAUUUGUAGGUCUGUUGACUGGUUGGGUUGUUAUUAUAAAGGAGCCAACCAGUGACUGCUUCCUUUGCAGACCUGUGUUCUGUGGUCUGAAUUUCAAGUUUGACGGGUUGCUGUUAACAUCCUCCCCGUUAUCCCUGCGCGUUUGUUGCGUAUUCAUCAAUUGCAUAAAUGAUUCCCCUAAGUAUGGGAUUGUGGUGCACAUGCUGUUAAUUAUUGUUUAAUAAUCAAGCCUCGGUUUGUCAUCUCAGUUCAAUGACACUGGAGUCUCUUCUGCAUCCGUACUUGGGGUGUGUUUCGAUCUGGCUUUUUUUAAACAAAAUAUUUAUUUGUUUAAUUUUAUGGGAAGAUUUUUAUUGUUAGGAAAUGUAAUUUAUAUUCAGAUGAAAAAUACAAAAAUUCUUAUUAAGUAAUUUUUUAAAUAUUAUUUAGAAA